GCAGUAUUACGUGGUCUGUGUGCGACUCGGGCGGGCAAUUUGAGCGGCCUUUUCCUGUUGAGUGUUGGAGACACUCGCUGUGGACUGAAUAUCAACAGAAGCGACUUACUUACACUUUAUAUACAUUGUUGUAUCCGAUUGGAGGUCGGCAUGAAGGGACGAACACCUCCCAGCCUAAACGGCUCUUUGCAGCGAAGACGCUCCCCACGGUUGACUUCUCCUUUGGUAAAUGCUGACAACAACAUGGCGCCGGCUAAUAGCAUUGCGGUUAAGCGUUCGAUUGUUGUUAGGAAAAUAGCGCCAAGGAAAACAACUGCUCAGCCUGAGCAGGACAAAGAAAACACACCGAGACGGCCAAAAGUUUCCACCCCGGGUCUUGUCCCGGAUUGCGGCCGGUCUUCUGGUGCUAAGAAGCUGACCGCCAUGCCAUCACCAAUCCUCCCUCCGUCAUCACCGAAGGAGCCGACUGCGGACCCACAAGAUGCGGUGUGGUCCCAGAAGGUCCGCCGCUCCUACACCAGGCUCAGCGAGAAAUCCUUCAACAGUCCUGAAGCCCGAGAGACUCUUUUCGGCUUUGAAAAGCUCCAGACCCCGGAAGUGGGACGGAGUGUCGGGCGAACGACGACGGGCCCGGAUGUGUCCAGCUGCUCCUUCACGUCUAUGCUGGACGCCGAUUACUGUGGCCCUGCGUUCUCCGAGCCGGACGCCAACAUCCCCGGUGUGGCUGUGGUGAAGGAGAAGAGGAACCGGAGGAAGAUCCAGCAAAUAGACGUCACCGAGCUGGACGCGCUCGCUGCCAAAAUGAACGCAGAGUUUGAGGAGGCUGAGGAGUUUGAGCUGGUGGUGGAGUAAAUAACGUGGAGACUGAGGAACACUGAACUGAUGGACUCUAUAGUACCUUCACAACGUAUCGGAAAUGUCUCACAAACCUGAUGUUUCUAUCCAGUUAAAUGUUGAUAUAUUCCACAGCUGUUUCUUGUUAUUUGUUAAGUAUGAUGACAUAACAGAUGUUAAAGUGUGGACAUUUUUGCUGAAAUCACUUUUAACUGUUGGUGUCACGUGGAAUUACAACCUCACUUGUUGCAUGUAAAAGUGAAAUACAAGAUAAAUAAAUUGGUAGUACCAUAUUUCAAGUUACUAGUUGCAUGAAUAAUGAAAGAAGCGGUCGACUGGAUAUUUUAGGCACAUUUUAAGUCAUACGGGGGUGUCCAAAGUGCGGCCCGUAAGCCAUUUUUUGGCAUACUCUUUAAAUAAAGAAUUAAAGAAAUUCAUUCUGAAUAAUAUAUAUUAUUACAUCAAAUUUCUAUCACAAAGCUAAAAUGUUUUGUUUGCGGCAUCCAAGCUUUUUCCAUUGAAACCCACUUACUAAAAAAUGAAAGAGCCACUUUGAUAUUUUGUAAAUCAACAAUGUGUAUAUUGUGAUUAUACUAUAGGUGAAAAAGCAUAUUAUUAGUAUGAACUUCUGACUUUUUUCCCAUUUUUGCUGUAUCCCCCCCAAUAUUUAAACUUCUCAAUCAAAUAAACUUGGUACAUUUUUUUUCUCUUAAAUUCUGACUUUACUCCCAUAAUAUUUUGACUUUAUUCCCAUAUUACUGUUUUCCCGAGCCUAAUUUUCCAAAAAUGGCAACUUUAUUUUGUUUAGUUAGUUUUUCAUAUUAUAAAGUAAAAAAAAAAGAUAUUUUUUCUUUUAUAUUUCACGCUAUGCUACUAAAAUGAUGUUUUUCCUCAUAAUAUUACAAGUUUAUUCUCGUAUUAUGACUUCAUUCCCAUAAUAUUUGUCUUUUUUUGUGUUACCUUUCUUGUUAAAUUGUCUUUUUAGAAUGUGCCACUGGCCAAUUAAAAAAAUAGCUCUAGGGGCCGCAUUUUGGACACCCCUGUCUUACAUAUAUUAAAGUGACACCCAGUGCAGCUGUGUAAAUAUUCAGAUUUUUUUUCGUCAAUGCCUGAGAUUUGAUUAUUUUCCAACUACACUGAGUGCCACUGCACCACUUUUAGCUUCUACAUGUGAGAAAUAAAUAGCAAAGACUGCACAAAGAUUCUAGGUGUGCAGCACUUAAAAAGGAAUGCUUGUAACAGUUUGGCCAUUUUAGUUUGAGCAAAUGUUUUCAUCUCAAGACCCAAACUGGAAAAUGUGUGCCUGCUUGUAUUAUAACCAACCUGUUUUUCUGCACAAAACUCUGAUAUCCUUCUCACGAAUUAACACAAAACAAAGCUUUUUUCCACAAAAAAGCAUUGUUUUUAUGUACAAAAUCCUGCAACAUUAUUGUCAAGACAUGUCAUGGAUCAGGUUUUCUCACUACACCACUUCCUAGACACCUCAAAAGCCAAAUACUUCGAAAACAAAUAACACAAUUUGAAGUUGCAGCUGUCAUUUCCUGGGAAAGUUGGAAACGUCGUCAUGUGUGACGCCGCAAAUUUUCGAGACUUCCGCUCAUGAGCUAUGCCAAGUGUUUUUUUAGGCCGCUUAACUCUCCGUGUGAACAAAAGUCAACACAAAUGGAACGCACAACGCAACUGCACCACAUGGAGUAUGUGGGUAUCAAAAUAAGGCUUACACACUAACAUGCAUGCAAAACUAUACCCGCAGCUACAGCCCGCAAGGCAUGCUGGGUAACCUAGUGGUUACUACUCUUCCCCAUGCACGCAAGUGUGUUAAAAAGCAUGAUGCAUUAAGCUUUUUUGUUUUAUUUUGUCUUAGGUAAUAAUCAGAAUUAAUAAAGAUAUUACCAUGACAAC
Molecule: messenger RNA, 2736 nt
Organism: Dunckerocampus dactyliophorus (ringed pipefish)
Lineage: Eukaryota; Metazoa; Chordata; Actinopteri; Syngnathiformes; Syngnathidae
Gene: cdca5
Product: cell division cycle associated 5
Exons: 1
Coding region: 151-852 (233 amino acids)
Source: RefSeq, a predicted model, not a curated record